Molecule: messenger RNA, 2180 nt
Organism: Spea bombifrons (plains spadefoot toad)
Lineage: Eukaryota; Metazoa; Chordata; Amphibia; Anura; Pelobatidae
Gene: LAS1L
Product: LAS1 like ribosome biogenesis factor
Exons: 13
Coding region: 43-1818 (591 amino acids)
Biological process (GO): maturation of 5.8S rRNA; maturation of LSU-rRNA
Cellular component (GO): preribosome, large subunit precursor; Las1 complex
Molecular function (GO): endonuclease activity
Source: RefSeq, a predicted model, not a curated record
AGCUGAGCGUGUCACAUUGUCCAGCCGACCGGCUGCUGGGAGAUGGCGGCUCGGCGGCAAGUUGUAGCCUGGCUCAGCAAGGCUGAAUGGGAGCAGGUCCUGGAGUAUCUGUACAGCAGGGACUGCAAGCUCCAGCGGGAUGCGCUGCACCGGAUAUCGGCCUGGAAGAGCAGGUAUGGGAACAGAAUGCCACUGGCUGUGGAGUGCACUGCGGACCUCGUGCGCUGUAAAAUUCUGGACAUGAGCGGUGGAAUGGAAGCCGAGGAACUUGUUCUACUUUAUGGACUUGCUCUUGUAAGGUUUGUAAAUUUAAUCACAGAGCGAAAGCAGAAAACUGUAUCUAUUCCUUUGAGGCGUUUGGCCAAUGAGCUAAAGAUCCCAGAAUGGGUGGUAACUCUUCGGCACGAUGUCACUCACGGGAAACUGCCAAAACUGAGCAUGUGUCGGAAAGGCUGGGACUGUGUGAUGGAAUGGCUGAGACGGGAGUACUGGUCGCGCCAACUGGGUAACUCUGAAACUCCUCAGUGGGUGGAAGAUGAGGAGUCGUUAUCAGAAGAAGCAGAAGAAGUUCAACCACAACCGUCUUAUAAAGAACAAAAACACCAGGCUCUGGCUGUUAAAUUAAGAGAGACGCUGCACUCUUAUACAAGGGAACAGUUUAAGAUUUUUCAAGAACUUCUCCAAGAUCCCAAAGCUAAAAAGCAGUGGAGUGCCACCUCAGACCUGGAGUGGACCAUAGCCCAGGCCAAGGACUCGAUCCGACAAAGCAGCGCAGAGACUGCCGCAGAGAUUCUUCUUGAGGAUGGCUUUUUAAUACCUACUGCCAAACAACUAGUAACCCUGAAGAUUGACCAGGAAGAUUUUGAUGAAAACCUGCAUCUCCCGCGUAUGCUAUUCCGUGUUUGGCAGCCAUUGCUGAAGGUCUUGCAUUCCCAGGAUUUUACUCAGGAGCUGUUGGAGAAAAUGUUUUCGGCGUUGGGGCUUUGCGGGGAUGCUGACAUUGAGCAGAGAGCGCACUAUCUGAGCUGCUGGAUCUCUGAAGUAUUAACAGCCAAUCACAGAGCAGAUAGAAAAUGUAUGAUUCCCUCCCGCAAUCAGACAGCAGUAAAAAGCAAAUGGAAGCUGUUUCCUAACAGGGUGGGUUUAAAGUGGAGGAAGCUGCUACAGAAAUGCCUGGAAUCUCCAUGCCAAGCUACCCCUCAACUCUUAAAACUUAUCUUUGAAUACAUGAAGCCCAGUCUACCUUCGGACACCCAGGAGAAGCUGCUGUGCCUCUGCUCCAUCUACAUUCAGGAUGAUGACUCUGAUGGGUCGAUGGACUACAGCGAUCAGCCCAUUUACACAGUGGAAAGCCUGGAAUGGCGGCUAAAGCAGGAAUCUAAGGGCAGAGCUAAUAAUUCACGCGUUGCACCGGCCAUGGAGGAGGAUGAAGAGCAGACCACCAGUGAACACACAGAAGAUGAAGAGAUGAUAACACAGGAGUCUUAUGAGGAUGAAUAUAUCCAAGUGAUAAACAUGAAGAUGGCAACAGAGCGGAGAGCGGUGUUGCAAGGUUCCUCAUGGGGCAUCAGCACAGAAUAUGUUAAGUGGGGUGAAUACCCCCUUGGGCUAGUUCCAGGACAAAGCGAAGAUCCGGGUUGCCUUUUAGUGGACAGCUACUCGAUCAUGUCAGUGCUUGAACAACAGUGUACCGAGUCCAAGAAGAAUGGAAAUAAUGCUCCCACAAGCUCUACUACAGUCGCCGGUGCCUCGUUUGAACCAAUUCUGUGGAGCCAGGCAGAGCUGAACAAUAUUAAAGCAGGACUGAAGCUAUUCUAAGCACUUGCGGUCGUUGCUCUGACACUUGUGGCAGAAACGUUGGUUGGAUAGACAGCUGGAGGUUCCUCUUCAUCCAGUGGCAGCGAUGAGGUUGAGUUUCAGCGUGGGGGAUGUAUUGUAUCUAUAUGAACGCUGUGAUAGUUAUCAGACUCCAGUGAAACUUCAUACGCUCCUGGAACCGAAUUUCCGUGAAGUGAACAUUUGUUUGUUUCUUCUCCAAAGCUGUUUCUUAUUUUUACAUUUUGUACAAUUAAUGAAAAUUGUUGUCUGGGUUUUUUUUUCAUGUUUUAUUGAAAUACACCAUGUAUGCUUGUGCUGUAAUUUGGAGAAUAAAAAGCCAGAAUUUGAUUCUAGAGCCCUAC